CAAAAGUUGGGAAUGGCGUAGAUUUAGGUAUACAAGGGCUCGACGGACUGUGAAUCUGCUACCGAGCAAGCGAAUCAGCGAUCAUGGAUCUGAAGCAAGCGGGAUCGUCCCUUGACGCUCUCGUCUCCUCCUUCCAAUCGCGCAUUGUCGAUCUCCAGGAGCUUGUAAUCGCCCGCAACAUGUAUCCAACCACUAGCAUGCCUGAUCUGUCGGCGGUCGACACUUCCCUGAAGACGAUGGAGUCGCAGAUCCAGGCGAUAAAAGACCGGCUGCAAGAGGAGCGAAAUGUCAUCCCUAAGGCCAAAAAAUUCAUCGAGCUGUCCCAACAACAACAAAGAAAGCUGCAACACAUGCUCUCUCACAUGCCCCCCGCAAUGCUUGAGAGCAGGUCGCGUUCGGAUCACAAUCCCUCCAUCAGCAUGGUAAUAGACGAUUUGGAGGAACCUUCUCAUCUUAAGGAGGAGCCUGUGGCAAUGCCUAAGAUGAGGAAGGGUCCGAUUCCUGCCCCCCGUUGGUAUAUUUCUUUUGAUGAAUUGGACUCACUGUCAUCUUACAUGAGGGGAAGACUGACUUUGGACAAGGUCAACAUUGCUAUCAAUGAGAUAGCUGUUCACGCAGAAACAAAUUCUCAUCUAAUUUCAUGCCCAAAGAAGAAGCUAGCUGAAGACACUUGGGAGAAGGCCCUUGAACUAAGAGAUAUAGUAUCAGCUGAUUCAGUAAAGGGCAAGCACUUUUUCCUUGAAACUGACAUAAAAGGACCAGGACUGAAACUUGACAACACAGGAAAAGCAAUUCUAACUGUCCUUCGACAUCUUGGCCGUAUCGUUGAAACUCGUAUCGGUCAUCACCGCGUGUUUACCCUUCAAAAGCCUCAAUAACAUCCUUACUUUUCUUGAAUGAGUUUAAAUGAAUGUCAUCUGUGGGUUCUCAAAAGAUUCUUUUAGCAAGAACACUCACGAGAUUCUCUUUCGAAGGUUGGCCGAUGGCUCGUAACUUGGUGUGUUGUUUUCGUAUAAAUGCACUUGUGCUCGGAAAAAUUAGUAAUUGUAAAGUGGAUUUAAGUACUUUUUGUGCAAUGUGUGCUAACUGUAUUGAUGUUAGAGCUUUAGGAAAAUUUCCUUAGCUUUAUUUUAAUUUAUGUUCCAAUAAUCUUAUUUAUAA
This is a messenger RNA of Zingiber officinale, 1161 nucleotides long. RefSeq names its product spindle and kinetochore-associated protein 1 homolog. Gene Ontology annotation, molecular function: microtubule binding. The coding region runs from base 84 to 878 and encodes 264 amino acids. The record is from RefSeq and is a predicted model, not a curated record. Lineage: Eukaryota; Viridiplantae; Streptophyta; Magnoliopsida; Zingiberales; Zingiberaceae. Gene Ontology annotation, biological process: mitotic cell cycle; chromosome segregation; regulation of microtubule polymerization or depolymerization. The transcript is spliced from 9 exons. Gene Ontology annotation, cellular component: outer kinetochore; spindle microtubule; mitotic spindle.